Plasmopara halstedii is the source of this 867-nucleotide messenger RNA. RefSeq lists its product as uncharacterized. The coding region runs from base 67 to 324 and encodes 85 amino acids. The record is from RefSeq and is a predicted model, not a curated record. Lineage: Eukaryota; Oomycota; Peronosporomycetes; Peronosporales; Peronosporaceae. The transcript has a single exon.
ACGGGAUAUCGCUACGUGUGGCCAAUGUAGACAUUAAAAAACACCACCGUUUGACAAUGGUACCUCAUGUUACUUCUUGGAAAGUGCGAUCAUAAGACGACGUACCCAUACGUGAUGUGCCAAUUGAUAACCAUCGUGGCGUACGAAGUGACUCUUGUAAUCCAAGCAGCCACUGUAUUUGCAGCAGUCGUGAGUUCUAUCGCUAAAGACGUAAUCGUUUUGACUAAACCGUUUGGAAAGAUUUCUCGUAUUUUUCAUCGAACAAUCUCACGUUUAUGCUCUACUCAGCUCGACAAAUUACAAUGUCAAAAUAUUCGACUCUAGUUCACCGCUGACGCUAUUUAGUUACGCGGUGCGUUUAGUUCGCGUAGUCCCACGUUUUGUCUUUCUUUCAUGACGUUAUCGGACAAACAACAGCAGGAAUGAUUGACUCCUGUGAAUAAACGAAUCGUGAUCAAAAAUCAAGUUUGCAUUGCAAUGCGAGAAAUCUGGCAAUGACUAAAACGAAUGCACUGAUUGAAAGAGGAGCUGCAAUAAUGUCGGAGUCUUCCUCCAGUUAGAUCUCUCAGGGACAAAGCGCUAAUUCAUCUUCACAUCUAUUAAUCUCGAACCUCAAGUGACUGUUGUUACAAGCUCAACAAUCCGCUUCGACCACAUUCAAAGACACUGGGUGAUAUUUACAGUGCACUGGCAUUUCACCUGUAGCAAAUGGUCUGAUUUACUUAAAUAGUGAUCAGGCCACUUCAUUUUAUUCAUAAAUACCGAAAGUUUGGUAUUGUAAAAUCUGUUCGCUACUGUAUUGUGAUUCAAGUGUAAGACAACAAUGCAAUACUUAAUCCGUCUUACACCAAGAUGUCGACCACGGUG